This is a messenger RNA of Ceratitis capitata (Mediterranean fruit fly), 4921 nucleotides long. RefSeq names its product ADAMTS-like protein 1 (gene nolo). Bases 452 to 4726 code for a protein of 1424 amino acids. The transcript has 20 exons. Gene Ontology annotation, molecular function: metalloendopeptidase activity. Gene Ontology annotation, biological process: extracellular matrix organization. Gene Ontology annotation, cellular component: extracellular matrix. NCBI's taxonomy places the organism in Eukaryota, Metazoa, Arthropoda, Insecta, Diptera, Tephritidae. The record is from RefSeq and is a predicted model, not a curated record.
GAUAGUAGUUUAGCUUUUGGUGAAAGGCUAAGUUAUUGACCGUGUUUGUGUGUGUACUUGUUAUAUACAUACAUAAAUAUAUAGUAUUCAUGCAGUGCAUAUUUGAAUUGGUGGCGGUUGACUAGAUUAUUACCAAGAAUUUGCAGAAAAUUUUACAAAUAUUAAAAAAAUAAAUCAAAAAUAAACAGUUUUCCGAGACAACGAAUAACGCAUAAGUGUGUGCAUGAAAGGGAAUAAAAAAGAAAUUAUUAAGAAAUAAAUAAUUGCAGAAAAAUAUAAAAAAAUCGAUCCCGAAAUCUCUGCAAAAAAUUCAUCAAAAUUUUGUGAAAUAAAAGUGGUUUUUGCAGAAAAUGGUCUAAUCAACGGAUUGUGAGUUUCGAAAAUUCACGCAAAGCUUGGAUACGAGUAUAAUAAAUUUUAAAAAAUAGUAUCAAAAGAUGAACCCACAACUAUGCAGAUAAGAAUAAUGGAUACAAAAAUUCACUUCUGGGUCAUACUCUUGAUGACAAUUUUCAUUGGGAACGCAUCGGUGGCGAAACGUCUGAAUGCCAGUCAAGCAUUCGAUGAUACGUGGAACACAGCCUCCGAUUUGGAGAAUGAACUCGAACAAAAGCGUGCCAAAAGCAGUAGCAGCAGCGGCAUCUCAUCAUCAGCGACGUCAUCAUCGUCAACGGGCAGUAAGGAUGGCCAAUGGUCUGGCUGGUCGGAGUGGUCGACGUGUUCACGUACCUGCGAUGGCGGCAUAAUGCAACAAAUACGCCGCUGCUAUAAUAAAAAUGGUUGUAAGGGCGAGAGCGUACGCUAUCGCAUUUGCAACAUGCAGCCUUGUCCGGAGCAACAAGACUUUCGGGCGCAUCAAUGUGCCGCCUACAAUGAUGUACCGUACGAUGGUACGCUCUACACGUGGACGCCACACUAUGACUAUGUAGAGCCGUGUGCGCUAACGUGCAGAGGCCGUCCGGCUCAUCUACAUCUGGGAGAUAGUUCAUCAUCCGAAGCUGAAGGUGUUGAAGAUCCCGAACAUUAUGACGAUCAUGUGAUCGUGCAGCUUUCAGCGCGCGUACAAGACGGCACACGCUGUCGAACGGGCAGUCUUGAUAUGUGCAUACAGGGUAAAUGCCAGCGCGUCGGCUGCGAUUUAAAAAUCGGUUCAACGAAGAAAAUAGACAGCUGUGGUGUCUGUGGUGGAGAUAGCAGCUCCUGUUCGCAGCCACUCUACUAUUGGGAAACAGCGCCAACAACGCAAUGCUCAGUGACAUGUGGCGGAGGCUACAAGAUGUCUCAGCCGAUAUGUCGAAACCGUGUCACUGGUGUAGAAGUCGCGGAUUCCAUGUGCAGCGGUCCACAACGGCCGGAACCAUCAGUGCUGCUGUGCAAUACGCACAUAUGCCCACCAAGGUGGAUCACCGAUGACUGGAGUCCAUGUAGUCGACUCUGCGGUCCUGGCUACCGUGAACGUAUGGUGGUAUGUGCGGAGGAAAAUAAUGGCAUCAAAACUACGGUGUUGGACGUGAUGUGCCGCACGCCAAAACCAGCCACACAGGAGCCCUGCAUGAUUGAGAAGUGCCCAAAGUGGGAGAUAGAGGAAUGGGCUGAAUGCUCGGCAACCUGUGGGCAAGGCUUGCAAAUGCGUGGAGUUGAAUGUAAAUCAGCCGACGGCAGACACAGCGCUAAAUGCGACCCACUUACAAAGCCCACAUCGGUUCAACAAUGCUCGGCGGGAGUGUCCUGUGAUGGUGGUGGAAAAAUUAUACUCGGCAGCAGCGGACCUUCGUCCGACGACGGCGAUCUCGACGAGGACGAAGAAGAGGAUGAUGAUGAUUCGGCAGAUGUUGAAGACGUUGAUGAUGAUGGUGAUGAAUCUGAUGAUGCUCGCCAUAGCGAUGCUGGGUUGACUUCGUAUCAUGAUGAGUCCUCGCCACAGUAUGCACAUCGUUCGGUGAGUCAACUACAUCAAGAUGAACCACAGCAACCAAGAGCGGAACGUCUCACUAGCGGCGGCGGUUAUGGUUAUCGUGAGAAUUCUGAUCCAGAUACGCAUGUUCCACCGGGAGAUCCAAGUUUCGUCAAAGACGUGGAGUGGUCAGCCUGCAGCGUCACUUGCGGCGAGGGUGUGCGCCGUCGUAUGUUCCGCUGCAAAGUCUUUCUCGAAUAUUCACGCACAAUUGCUACCGUCAAUGAUUCACUCUGCGAGGGCAUCAAACCGCACGAUGAGGUUGAGCGUUGCGUCGAAGAGCCAUGUAUGCUCCCCUCGCAUACAUACGAUGAUCAAUACCUACGCGACUCCAUCAAAGUGGGCGUCUCUGAGCCGGGUAAAACUUAUGUGUGGCGUGAGCAAGGUUACACAUCGUGCAGCGCAAGCUGCUUAGGUGGCGUAGAGGAGUUAAUUAUAAAUUGUGUGCGUGAAGACAAUGGCCGCGUGGUAUCGCCAUUCCUUUGUACUCCCGAGACAAAGCCCGAAGCACGUGUGCGCACCUGCAAUGAUCGACCAUGCCCGCCACGUUGGAAUUACUCCGAUUACACGCCCUGCUCGAAAUCAUGUGGCAUCGGUAUUAAAACGCGCGAAGUGCAGUGUAUACAUGAAGUGACGCGUGGCGGCGAGAAUACUAUGGUCGUGCCGAAUAGCAUGUGUCCACAGCCACCACCAGCUGAUCGUCAGUAUUGUAAUGUGCUCGACUGUCCGGUGCGUUGGGAGGUCGGUGAAUGGUCGAAAUGCUCACACACAUGCGGUUAUGGCAUUAAGGAGCGCAAAGUUGAGUGUAAACAAAUUAUGGCGCAGGAGCAUAAAAUCGAGCGACCGGAAUCAAUGUGUCCGAGUGCAAAACCGCCAGAUAAGAAACCUUGCAAUGUGAAGCCAUGUCCGCUGGAAGAUCCCAAGCCAGUCAUACAAGUCAGCAAUACAACGCACAUACAACACGAUCCGAAAAAGACGAAAAUUACCCUUAAGGUUGGUGGUGCCGGUGUGGUGUUCUUUGGCACGCAGGUGAAAAUUAAGUGCCCCGUGAAACGUUACAAUCGUACAAAGAUUAAGUGGAGUAAAGAUCAUAAGGCUUUGGCGCGUUCACGUAAAUUUAAAGUCUCCAAAAAAGGCGCUCUCCGUAUUUUGGAUAUAACAUUCCGCGAUGCUGGUGUAUAUUCUUGUCAUGCGGGACACAGUUCGGCCGAGAUUACUAUUGAUGUGAAGGCGAAGCCCGGCCAACAGCCGGAAGAGUUGAAAUUACAGGAAUCAGAGCGUUUGGUGCGGGAAGGUACAGAAGCUUUAACAUCCGCUGAUAUGAUAACGGCCGCAGAAAAUUCUAGCAGUUCACAAAACAAUCGUCGCAAGCAACAAGGUGCACGUGAUAGUAAUCGAAGGUCUAAAAGUGAACAAGCACUAAAUGCCGAUGGCUCAAUAAUGGAAAAUGAGCAGUCGCAAUUAGUGCAGCAAGUCGGCGAAAAUGGUGGCGUCAACGCCGGUGGGGCGACGAAAUCCGCAAGCGCCAGCAAUGGCGGUAGUCGUGUCAAUAUACUGCUAGCAAUGCCGUACUUUCAGGCACUGCUGAGCAAUUUACAGCAUUUGUGGCCUUUUCAGAAAUUUGGCAAUUCGAGAGGACAUCAUAUGCUGUACGAUAAGGGUCUACAAUUUGGCAUCGAUUUGGAAAAUUUCGAACAGGACGAGCCCGUGCGACCGCAAAUCGACAGUACAGAUCUACUAGCGCAAACUGCGUCAGCAGCAGCAGCGGCGGAUGGAUUCACCUCAUCAUCGCUCACAGCAGUUGAGGAUAACAACAGUGACGGCGGCGGCGGCAGCAGCAAUGAGUGGCAUGACCAUCAGCAAGCAACGGACCAUAUAAGCGUCAUACCAAACAUAGCAACAGCAACAACAACAACAUUGCAGACAACAGUUGGCAAUGCCUUUGGCGCAACACAUGACGAGGAUUCACCACAUUCACCGCAUGCCAGAUGGCAAAAGCAGGGUGAUGCGGAGGUGGUGAUUACACCAGCGACACCCAGCAAUCAUGUCACGUACGAAUGGCGCAUCAGUGACUGGUCGGAGUGUUCGGAGAAGUGCGGUAUGGCAGGUGGCGCUGGUUUGAGGCGUCGCACAGUAACUUGUGUACGCCAGCGUCAUCACACGCCCACACAUAAUGCAUUGGAAUCACACGUUGAAGCCGAUAUGGAAAUGGUGGACAACGCAUACUGUGAGGAUUAUGGCCUAAGUAUUCCCGACACGUUCGAGGUAUGCGGUCAGGAGGAGUGCGCCCGUUGGGAGACCGGCGAGUGGACAUUGUGUCAGCGUGCACGUUGUUUCGGACGCAAUACAGCUAUACAAAAGCGUGAGGUAAAGUGUCGCUAUGCGAAUGGCACUGAGGCGGCGAAUGCCUGUAGUGUGUCACAGCGUCCGAUUAGUCGGCAGGAGUGCUACAGUGAACGUUGUAAGGGUGUUUGGCGUGUGGAGCCGUGGUCCGAGUGCAAUGCGCAGUGCGGCCGUCAGGGUAUUAAAUACCGCAUUUUACAGUGUGUUUGGUAUGGCACGCGACGACCAGCAGGCAAUGCUUGUCGCCAUCAACCGCGUCCUACCGUAAUGAAAGUGUGCAAGAGUCCGCCAUGCUUUACUAAAAUACUUGGUCAAUGCAAGGAUACUUCACGUUAUUGCCGUAACGUACGUUCGAUGGGAUUGUGUCGAUUGCAUCGUUACCAAGAGAAAUGUUGUAAAUCCUGCAAAGCCAAUGCAUAUUACAAUUAACGACAAACAAUAUUGAAAACGGCAAAGUAGCUGAAAGCUUGCAGUUGCCGCGCUGUAAAAGAGAAUUUGAAGUACCAACAGCCACAAAUAAUAAAAAUCCUUAGCGAGAAUUUUCAAUGAACGACAACCAGCAGUAGUUUGAACAUAAAAUCACAAAACCGUUAGGUAUGCAAGGAAAUAGUAUAACCAAAAAAA